AUGGGCGGACCACCCACCUUGGCGCUGCUCAGCCUCACCCUGGCCCUGCUGCUCAGCCCGCCCGCCGAGGCGUGGUACAAGCAGGCGGCCGGCCCCAGCUACUACUCCGUGGGCAGAGCGUCGGGGCUUCUCUCUGGCAUCCGCCGCUCGCCUUACGUGCGCCGCUCCGACGACAACAGCGUCGCGGACAGUAGCGCCGAGGACGGCCCCGCCGCAUCCUCUCUCGCGAUGUCCGAGGCGCGGCAGAACCUCGGCGGGCUGCGCAACAUGGCAGUAUGUGUGAAGGAAGUGGCUCCAGAACUGCAAAGCUGCCAGCUACUGCCUGGUAUGCCCAGCACCAUUCAGUGCAAGGCGGAUGUCACCGUCUCUUUGGACCCCACUGACUGUACUAUCCCAUAAGCCUUGAGCAGGUGGCCUUCCCUGUAACUUCUAUGGAGGCACUGGGAGGUGGGACAAGCUGGCAAGAGAUGGAUUUACCGUACUCUCUGUGUGAAAGGUGGUUGGAUUU
Molecule: messenger RNA, 508 nt
Organism: Protobothrops mucrosquamatus (brown spotted pit viper)
Lineage: Eukaryota; Metazoa; Chordata; Lepidosauria; Squamata; Viperidae
Gene: NPB
Product: neuropeptide B
Exons: 2
Coding region: 1-399 (132 amino acids)
Biological process (GO): feeding behavior; G protein-coupled receptor signaling pathway
Molecular function (GO): G protein-coupled receptor binding
Source: RefSeq, a predicted model, not a curated record